CGUAUUAUCGAUAAUAUUUUCAUACAAUAAUGUGGAAAAUAAUGUUUAGUGUUAUAAAAAAAUAAAAAGAAGUUGUGUCAAGAGUUUUUUAUGAAUUGGUACUUAUCGAAUGUUUUAUUUCCAAGAGUAUUGUAAGGAGUGCUUCUGGAUUAGAACAAAAUAUGUUCUUCUCGCCCAACAAUUCAGAUAUACAUACAGAAUCAAAAUCCGACCCCGCUUUAAAACAUCUUGGAGUCUCCUUUGUUAAAUAAUUAUUUUAGAAAUUUCAAACGCAAAUUUAACUUUUGUGAAUUUGUAUAUUUGCGGUUUUCAUUAUAUUAUGUUCAACAAAAUUAGAUCCAACAAUGCUUUUAAUUACACCAGUUAAAAAUAUUGCUACAAUUCUGUAAAGGAAGUCUUAUAAAUCGAAUACUUUAAAUCCCAGGAAUGCCUCACCAAUUUAAACAAAAUCCUGAGUCAUUUUAUAACACUGUAUUCAUUUAAGUGACACAAACGAUCAACGAAAAAAAUUUAACUAAAUUUAGGAGAUCGGAUCGCCCUGUUGAAGGAGCGAAUUUGGAGAUGAAUUAUAUUCUUAGUUUGCUGCUGAUAGCAACACUGGGAGAUAAAUAUGACUACUGGCUGUACUCAAGUGCAGGCUCUCAGACACUGGCAGCAAAUAUUUGGUCUGACAAGACUUUUACGCAAAAUGAUCCCAUUUAUUUGUCUGAUGCAAAUGUGACAAUGAAAGAGCCAAAAAACCUUAGUACCACAAUCACAAACGUAGCUAAGUUUGAUACGAAAUUAAAUCACCUUUUAGUGGACACAAUUACCGGACGAGUCUUUGUCGGUGGUGUUAAUCGAUUGUAUCAGUUAUCGCCUGAUUUGGAGCUUUCCGAAAAGGUGAUAACGGGACCUCAAAAUGAUUCGGUGGAGUGCAGCAUACUCGACUGCCCGUUAAAUGCUGUUCGCAGUCCGACGGAUAAUUAUAAUAAAGUCCUGCUCAUAGAUCGUGCAACUUCUCGACUCAUUGCCUGUGGAUCAUUAUUUCAGGGCACGUGCACAGUGCGUAAUCUUCAGAAUGUCAGUAUAAUUGAGCACGAAGUGCCUGAUGCGGUCGUUGCAAACGAUGCCAAUUCCUCGACCGUGGCGUUUAUAGCACCAGGACCUCCACAGCACCCAGUCACAAACGUAAUGUAUGUUGGAGUAACCUACACAAAUAACUCGCCAUACCGAAGUGAAAUUCCUGCCGUUGCAUCACGCUCCCUUGAAAAGACGAAAAUGUUCCAGAUUGCCUCCUCGGCGGUUACAACAGGAACGAGAACCUUUAUCAAUUCUUACGCUCGUGAAACCUAUUUUGUGAACUACGUUUAUGGAUUUAGUUCUGAACGGUUUUCAUACUUCCUUACCACACAGUUGAAGCACAGUCACCAUUCUUCCCCCAAAGAGUAUAUAACCAAGCUGGUGCGAAUAUGCCAGGAAGACUCAAACUAUUAUUCGUACACCGAAAUUCCAGUUGAGUGUAUUAGCGAUGCCCAGGGUGGCACUAAAUUCAACUUGGUUCAGGCUGGUUUUUUGGGCAAACCCAGCUCUGAUUUGGCUCAAAGCCUGGGUAUAUCCAUUCAAGAUGAUGUUCUUUUUGCUGUUUUCUCAAAGGGCGAUGGAAACACACCAACUAAUAAUUCUGCCCUUUGCAUAUACUCAUUAAAGUCCAUCCGACGUAAAUUUAUGCAAAACAUAAAGUCCUGUUUCAACGGCAAUGGAAUGAGAGGACUGGACUUUAUAUCGCCCAGCAUGCCAUGUGUUUUAACGAAACUGCAAACAAUUGGAGAGGAUUUCUGUGGACUAGAUGUAAAUUCACCCCUAGGAGGAGAAAAUCCCAUUACUUCAGUUCCGGUGGCUAUGUUCAACACAAAACUAACUUCAGUAGCUGCUACGAGCACAAGCGGAUAUACUGUUGUCUUUGUGGGCACAACAGAUGGAUACCUUAAGAAAGUUGUAGUUGAAUCAUUAUCAAUUGCAAAUGAGUAUGCUAGUUUUGCUGUAGACUUGGGCUCAGCCAUUAAUCAGGAUAUGCAGUUUGACAACCAAAACCUUUUUAUGUAUGUUAUGUCUGAGACUAAAGUUUCCAAGGUAAAGGUUUUUGAUUGCUCUGAUUAUAAGACAUGUGGGGAGUGCUUAGGCGCUAGAGACCCAUAUUGUGGGUGGUGUUCAUUGGAGAACAAAUGUAGCCCUCGUUCCAACUGCCAGGACGACGCCAACGACCCUCUAUAUUGGGUCAGCUAUAAAACUGGGAAAUGCACUACAAUAACAAGUGUUGUGCCUCACCAGCUGCAACGGACUACCGCACGAACCUUGGAGCUUAUUAUAGAUCACUUACCGCAGCUAAAGGAGAAUUUAAUUUGCGCUUUUACUACAGAGGAUAAAGCGCUCUUCACUAAUGACAAAAAAAGAAAUGGUGUAAACUGCACAACACCUCGGACUGAUAUGCUGCCCCAAAUUGAGCAAGGAAAACAUCAUUUUACAGCAAAAUUAUCUGUACGCACCAGAAAUGGCCCCGACUUAGUGUCCACAGAUUUUACAUUUUUCGAUUGUAGCACACAUUCGUCGUGUACUCGUUGUGUGUCCUCAGAAUUUCCCUGUGAUUGGUGUGUUGAGGCACACCGAUGCACUCACGACACUGCUGAGAAUUGUCGCAAUGAUAUUUUGGUAACAGGGGUCAGCCGGAUAGGUCCAAGUUAUAGAUCGGGUCCUGGAUUUUGUCCAACGAUCAACGCCACAGGUGAUGGAAGUGAAGUACUCGUUGCUGGUGGCACAAGCAAAUCCAUAAAAGUGAAAGUUCAUAUAAUUGGACAGUUUAUAGUUCAAACUCGAUUUGUUUGUCAAUUUAACAUCGAGGGACGUGUAACGAGCUUGAAUGCUCAAUUGUUGGGUGACACAAUUUACUGCGAUAGCAUGGAAUUUCAGUAUACUUCAAGAUCGCCAAAUUUGACGGCAACUUUCGCGGUAAUAUGGGGUGGUUCUAAGCCUCUUGAUAAUCCUCAUAACAUACAUGUGGUUAUUUAUCGAUGUCGGGAAAUGGCUGACAGCUGUGGUAUUUGUCUGGCUCUUGCCGAAAAGUACAAUUGCGGAUGGUGUUCGUCUACGAAUACAUGCGAAGUUGAAGAACAAUGUAACAAGAACAAGGAAGGAAAAACCGAUUGGUUAAAUCGCAGUGAAAUCUGUCCUAAUCCUGAGAUUCAUACGUUUGAACCAAAAACGGGUCCAUGGGAAGGAGGAACGAACAUAACAAUACGUGGCAUUAAUUUGGGAAAAAAUUAUAACGACAUUUAUUCUGGUGUUCGAAUAGCUGGCAUAAACUGUAUGCCAUUUCCACAAUUUUACAUCGACACGAAACAAAUAGUGUGUACAGUGGAUAGCCCUGGGGAGCAAAUGUACAGAAAUGGCAAAAUUGUGGUACAAAUCGGAGACUAUCGCGGUGAGUCUAAGGAGGACUAUGAGUUUGUUGAUCCGAAAAUUUUGGAUUUUAAUCCAAAAUUUGGCCCUACCUCGGGCGGAACUGAAAUACAUAUAACUGGAAAGCACUUAAAUGCCGGUUCUCGUAUACAAGCAUCCAUUAACGAUCAUUUGCCGUGCAAAAUACUGAGUACAGAAUCUUCACAAGCCAUAUGUCGGACGUCCCCUUCCCCAGGUAUAAUCGAAGGAAGGCUGAAAAUGUCGUUUGAUAAUGGCCCCCGAGAAUUUAAUGAUUACAACUUCAAAUACGUUCUGGACCCAACAGUUGAACACGUUAGUUCAGGGCCAAGUGGGCAAAUAAAAGUACCAAAAGGAAUACCGGCUGGAGGAAUUCGCAUUUCAGUAACUGGUACCCAAUUCACAAGUAUACAAACUCCCAACAUUUAUGUGGUAUAUAAUGGUGAGCUAUAUGCAAGCCCAUGCAGGGUGCAAUCGGAUACAGAAAUGGAAUGUACAUCUCCAGUAAUUGAAGUCGAUAGCAACAUUAUUGAGGCGGAAAGACCAAUGCUUCUUGAAUAUGGCUUUCUAAUGGAUAAUGUGUUGCGUGUACAAAAUUUAUCAAAGGUUCACAACAACCAUUUUGAACUCUAUCCGAAUCCCGAGUAUUUUGUAUUUGAAGAAAGAGUUAAGUAUUUUAAAAGCGAAUACUUAACUAUAAAUGGUCGAAAUUUAGAUCGUGCUUGCAAGGAGACUGAUGUGGAAGUUAAAAUUGGAAAUGGUUUUUGUAAUAUUACGUCUCUUUCAAGACAACAGCUAACAUGCAGACCCCCACCUGAAGCAGCAGCAAUUAAAAGUAUUAAUGGACCAGAAGUUAUUGUUCGUAUAGGAACUUCGCUAGAGUAUCGUAUUGGUAUACUUAGCUACGAGUCAUCAAAUAUCAUUUUGGAUUGGGGAGAAAAUGUAAUUUUCGCUGUAAUAGCUACCAUUGUUAUCUUACUGUUGAUUUUUGUUGCUCUGCUCGUGGCAUACAAAAAGAAGAGCUCUGAAUCUAACCGGGUGCUUCGAAACAUGCAGGAACAGAUGGACAUUUUAGAGUUGCGGGUCGCAGCUGAAUGUAAAGAGGCAUUUGCCGAACUUCAAACAGAGAUGACUGACCUUACAGGAGAUCUUACGUCUGGAGGCAUUCCGUUUUUGGAUUAUCGAUCAUAUGCAAUGAAGAUUCUAUUUCCCAAUCACGAAGAUCACAUAGUGUUGCAAUGGGAACGACCUGAGCUUCUACGCAAAGAAAAGGGCUUGCGUAUUUUCGGACAGCUUAUAAUGAAUAAAACUUUCCUACUACUUUUUAUUCGAACGCUGGAAUCAAAUCGAUACUUUUCUAUGCGAGAACGAGUAAAUGUGGCCUCAUUAAUAAUGGUCACACUACAGUCAAAACUAGAAUACUGUACAGACAUAUUGAAAACCUUAUUGGGAGACUUGAUUGAAAAAUGCAUAGAAGGAAAGAGUCAUCCGAAGCUCUUGUUACGACGAACUGAAAGUGUGGCAGAAAAAAUGUUAAGUGCCUGGUUUACCUUUCUUCUUUACAAGUUUUUGAAGGAGUGUGCUGGGGAGCCUUUAUACAUGCUUUUUCGUGCUGUUAAAGGACAAGUUGACAAGGGUCCUGUCGAUGCUUGUACGCAUGAGGCAAGAUACUCGCUUAGUGAAGAAAAACUUAUUCGCCAGUCUAUUGAUUUUCGACCAAUGAACGUCUAUGCCAGCAUUAUACAGCAGCCCAUGUUUUGCAAUAACUUGGAUAUGAUGCCAUCUCAAACCGAAAACGUAUCUGUAAAGGUUUUAGACUGCGAUACAAUUGGACAAGUAAAGGAAAAAUGCUUGGAAACAAUUUAUAAAAAUAUUCCAUCUAGCCAAAGGCCUCGCAAGGAUGACUUAGAUCUAGAGUGGCGUACCGGCAAUUCAGGUCGGGUGAUUUUGUACGAUGAGGAUGUAACAUCGAAAACGGAAAGUGAAUGGAAGAAACUUAACACUUUGCAACACUACAAUGUUCCAGAUGGUGCUGGGCUAAGCUUAGUACCAAAGCAAAGCUCCAUUUAUAACUUCAGUAUAUUGUCGGAUAAAAAUGAGAAAUCUCACAAGUAUGAAACUCUAAAUAUAUCGAAAUACACCUCCUCCUCUCCGACAUUUAGCCGCGCCGGCAGCCCUCUUAACAAUGAUAUGCAUGAUAACGGCCUAAGAUACUGGCAUCUCGUUAAACACCACGACAGUGAUAUGCAGAAAGAAGGAGAACGGGUUAACAAAUUGGUAUCUGAGAUUUACUUAACCCGAUUAUUGGCUACCAAGGGCACACUUCAAAAAUUUGUAGAUGAUCUUUUUGAAACAAUAUUUAGUACCGCGCACCGUGGAUCGGCCCUGCCAUUAGCUAUAAAAUACAUGUUCGACUUUCUUGACGAUCAAGCUCAGUUGCAUGGCAUAACUGAUCCAGAAGUUGUGCAUACUUGGAAAAGUAACAGCUUACCAUUGCGGUUUUGGGUAAACUUAAUUAAAAAUCCAAAUUUUGUCUUUGACAUACAUAAGUCGAAUAUAGUGGAUUCCUGCUUGUCAGUUGUAGCUCAAACAUUUAUGGACUCUUGUUCAACCUCUGACCAUCGAUUGGGUAAAGACUCACCAAGCUCAAAACUUUUAUAUGCUAAAGAUAUACCAGAGUACCGAAAAUGGGUCGAUCGCUAUUAUAGAGAUAUUCGAGAUAUGUCCCCAAUAUCAGAUCAGGACAUGAAUGCCAUGCUUGCAGAAGAAUCAAGGUUGCACACAACAGAAUUUAAUACAAAUUGUGCUCUACAUGAGCUGUACACAUAUGCUGUUAAGUAUAACGAACAGCUUACUGUCACCCUGGAGGAGGAUGAAUUUUCGCAAAAACAGAGAUUGGCAUUUAAAUUAGAGCAAGUCCACAAUAUUAUGUCGGCAGAAUAAGAGCUGAAGAACAAAUUACAAGUGGACUUAAUUAUAAGCUUCCAGUUUAUUAAAUCAUGAUCCAUUAAAAAGGAACGUCUUAAUUUACCAGCCAAUAUAAUGUAUUUUUUGGAAUCUAAAAAGUCUUGUUUAAAGCUGUACGUUUAAAUUAUAUAUAUAACUUAACUGAC
Drosophila ficusphila is the source of this 6566-nucleotide messenger RNA. It is a transcript of the gene PlexA, whose product is annotated as plexin-A2. Gene Ontology annotation, cellular component: semaphorin receptor complex. Gene Ontology annotation, molecular function: protein binding; semaphorin receptor activity. NCBI's taxonomy places the organism in Eukaryota, Metazoa, Arthropoda, Insecta, Diptera, Drosophilidae. Gene Ontology annotation, biological process: semaphorin-plexin signaling pathway involved in axon guidance; positive regulation of axonogenesis; regulation of cell shape. The record is from RefSeq and is a predicted model, not a curated record.